ACCACGCAUCCAUUUCCAAACAUGAACAGUCACCUUCAUUGUGCAUUUCUCCAUCUUCAACUCUCUCAUCCCUAAUGAAUCCCCCUAAAACUGGCAAAUUUCAGGAGAUUUCCGCCCGUGCUGGUCAUCUGGUUGCUUGCUUUGGCAAUUUUAUGUGUGUCUGGGGUGGCUACGAAGUCAGCGAGUAUAAUAGCGAACAAUACUGCAAGUCAAAUGAAAUAUGGAUGUAUGACACAAUCCUAAACAGAUGGUACUCUUAUGAAACAACGUGUGAAAUACCCUUAGCUCGUUCUGGUUCAAUUGCUCAACUGAUAGAUGACAAGUUAUACGUUCAUGGCGGUCACACUAAACAAGGAAACACUAACUCUAUAUACUGUUUAAACAUUAAAACUAUGGAGUGGAAAAAACUACUGUCCAAUUAUGAAGGGCCGUUACCCAGUCCAAGGGAUAAACAUUCUUCAUGGGUGUACAAAAAUAAGCUUUAUUGUUUUGGAGGGCACGGUCCUGACAUAACUGACUUCUUAUGUGACAGUGGUGAAUAUGUUGAAGACGUCAGCAGUGAUAUGUCUUACCCUCGUGGCUGGAACAACCAACUCCUGAUAUUUGACUGUGACCUACAUCGUUGGUCAAAUCCAAAAUGCACUGGUGAAGUGCCAUCCCCUCGAGCAGCUCAUGCUUCCACGCGUAUCGGUAAUAAAACCUAUGUAUUUGGUGGCCGACAUCUCUCUAAACGCAUGAAUGAUUUAUAUUGCCUUGAUUUAGAUACACUCCAUUGGACCAAGCCUCAGAUAACAGGUCAUGUCCCUUGUGGCAGAUCUUGGUGCUCUUUCACAGCUGUUUCUCCCACACGCAUUCUUUUGUGCGGAGGUUUUACUCAGGAUAAUCAACCUUUAGCUGAUAUCUGGUUAUUUGAUGUAACUACUUUUAGCUGGAUAAUCUAUGAGAUGUCCUUCUCUAUACCCCGCCUCUGGCAUUCCUGUUGUGUCACUCCAGAUGAUGACGUCAUCAUAUUUGGAGGUUGUUGUAGUAAUAUUUUGGAUUAUACCCAAAAAGCUAUCCACACAAACGAAGUAAUACAAUUCCGGAUCAAACCAAAGUCUCUUUUGCAACUGUCUGUUGAUACACUAGUAAAAUACCGUCAGAAAACAAAAGCAGAGUGGAAGUACUUGCCUCAAAGGUUAUUUAAAUAUGCCAAAUUAAAGGAGCAGGCUAUUAUAAAUGACCCCAUCAAAUUCUCUUCAAAUCUGGUAAAAUCAAAACACUGAGAAAUGUUAAACGUGGCGCUGUUGAGAAUCUGUAAACUUGAGUUUUCCCAGAAGUUAACUUGAAUUAAAAUUGGAGAACUGAAGUCAGUUCUGCCUUGAUGACAUUUGAAAAUGCACAGUAAAUACUCUUACAAAAAAUGGCUUCAUUGAUGAUUUUCCCCCUCAUCAUCAUCAUGUAUGUCAUCUCUUUGAAAUGAUGUCUCUGAUAUUUGUGGAUAAAAUUACAAAAACUGUUCUUGUUUCUCCCUUUUCUGUUUUAUUGCAAAUAUACAAGAAUCAUUUUUAUAUUCACUUCAACAACAACAACAACACAGUCAAAUUUGGUUCAAAAGUCACAUCUAUAAUUUGAUCUGUUUUUUGUUUGUUUUUGUUUUCUCUUUAAAAAGGGGUUCAUUUUCAUUAAUUUUUUUAAAAUAAUUAAUCCACAAGAAAACAAUUGAUUAAAUGACUUCACUGAAACCUCAUAACAGGCUCAGUUUUACUUAAUCUCUGUAUUGGAAAUACCAUUGUAUAAAAAAUAGAACAUCUGUGGGGUUGUUUCUUUUGAUUAUCAAUUAAAAAUCGACUAUUUACUUUUAGAAUAAUAUUAUCUCAAUAACUGUUACUAUAUAUAAGUGAAAUACGGAAAUAAUAUUUUAAAGUAGAAAUAACAGCACUUAAAGCAUACCAAAUGUUUACGUUAAUGUACAAAUACACAUAUGUACACACGUCUUUCUGCUUUAACCUGUUGAUACCAAACAGCCUGAAACUGCCCUUGGUUUUAUGGAUCAAGCUUCCUGUUUGAAAAUGAUCUGCUACUUUCUGUUAAAAUGUCAUGUUAAUUUAUAUUCGUAACAUCAGCUUAAUAAUGAAGUUUUAAUAUAUUCUUCAUAAUUUUAGAAUUAAUUCCAAGAAAAACACUGAACAACUGUACACAGUUACAUCUCUGUUAGACUGCCAUCUGUAUGUUUAUGAUUUUUAACAGAAUUUAACAGAAAUAUGGUAACAGAAGGGACAAACAAAGUCAAUAGUCUUGAUUUAGUCAAAUAAAUUCACAAUUAGUGGGGCUGGUUUUUUUUUUAGUUUAACAUCCUUAACUUAAAUAUACAGAAUUUAUGGUAGCAGUGACUAGAAUCUCAAUGGCAUGAACCAAGAAAGAUUUCUGCAAAUUAAUCAGCACUACUUUCUACAAAUAUUGUUUUGGUUUCAUAAAACAUAUCUUGCUAUAAUUACUCAUUUAAUAUUAUAUAUUUGGAGUAAAAUAAUGUUUGUAGCUUUACCUUUUGUUAUGAAUGCUAUAUCAUCAAAUAAAGUAAGAAAAGUACUGAAAAAUUUUAUUUAGCUCCCUUUGAGUCUAUUUAUUAAAUUUUCAGUCCAACUCAAUAAGAACUGAUAGUACUUGCUUCACACAUAGCACACUUUUUGUUGGUUUACAUUUUUUUGUCUCUCUUGUCUUCUUAUUUAAUCUUAACACACAUACAUAUAAAAACAUUCACUGAUACAUGUAUGCACACACACACAUACACAGCCUGUUACAGUGUUUUGUUAUUGAGCACUAAAACAUGUAACCUAUCUCUAUGGUUACCUUAGAUUGAAAAUUGAAAUAAACAAUUCCACAUGAUA
Molecule: messenger RNA, 2867 nt
Organism: Octopus sinensis (East Asian common octopus)
Lineage: Eukaryota; Metazoa; Mollusca; Cephalopoda; Octopoda; Octopodidae
Product: kelch domain-containing protein 2
Exons: 12
Coding region: 75-1265 (396 amino acids)
Molecular function (GO): protein binding
Source: RefSeq, a predicted model, not a curated record